Xyrichtys novacula (pearly razorfish) is the source of this 30781-nucleotide messenger RNA. Lineage: Eukaryota; Metazoa; Chordata; Actinopteri; Labriformes; Labridae. The record is from the annotation of a GenBank genome assembly.
UUUUUUUUAGGCCUGUUCUAUAUCUGAUUUAUUUUUAUUAAGUAAAUGAAACUGUUUUUGUUGAUAAAUUGAUGUAAAUAUUUAUAUUAGUGUGUAGAAAGACAAAAGUAAUCAGAAUUAACUCAAUUAUCAGGGGAUAGGAUACACAAACUGUGACUUUUUGGGGGUAAUCUUUGCAGAUAGAUUAAGAACAAAUCAGAUUUUUGAACACAUUUACAUGUAAUGGGUCUAGUGGGUGUAUUACAAUAUAACAUUUUUAUUUGUUUUAUCCCUAAUAGUUUGUAUUUAACACUUUCAUAUUUUACCUAGCUAUCAUAUAUUCCCAGUUUUCAUAAAUUACCUAGCUUGUUUGCUUAGUUAUGCAUUGUAGUUUAAGUAGACAGUAGUUUACCUUUACUUUAACUUUGUUCAGCCCCUUAUUUAUUUAGAGAAUUCAAGCAUGAUCUGCAUUAUAUGUGUCGUUUUUUCCUCCCAUUUUCUAUCUGUACUCGUGUCUGCUAUAUUUUUGUUAAAUUUGAAGCAGGUAAAUGUUGUAAUCCGCACUUUUUUUGGGUUAUUCUUCCCCUAGAGGCAGUAUUACGUACGUCCCCAUGACGCACAGUUAGACACGGUUUACGUCAGGGCGUCACAGCGCGACGCCUCCCCCUCCUCCCCCCACAGUCUAGCUGGGAAGAAAAAAAAAACUUUUUUGUAUCGGAGGAAUCAACAGCCGCCAUCUUGACGCGGCUCAGAAUCGGGAUUUCGGGGGGAGCAUUAAUUUUAAAAACCGACCGGAGCCAUCCAGACCAGGCUCAAACGGCUUUUUUCGUGCAGAAAAUCGAAGCUUUAGUCCUUCCGAUGAGAAUUAAUGCCGACAUGUGAUGGAAACAUGGGUUUUUAUCGUCCGGAGAGCCCACUGUAUAUUUGAUUUCCCUUUUAGAGAGCGCCGCUUCUCGCCGUAUCUCCGUCCCGAGACGCUGUAUUUACCGGGAGACAGCGACGAGAAAAAAAAAUCGUCUCAUAGAAAAUAUUUUUUGAAUUUUGCUCUUUUUAUUUAAGCCCGAGAAAGAUUUUAUGGCAGCUCGUUUCGGCGGAGAAAAAAAUGAUUCUGUACAUACGUGAAACCGGCGAUCCACGAAGAAAGGGAAUAGCUUUCGGCUUGUGUAAUAUUUUAUGAUUGAUUUUAAUUUAUUUUUCUCGAACUGAAAUAAUUUUUGGACGUAAUUAUUAGGGAUAAUUAUGUGGGUGUUGGGUGUUGGAUUAUCAUGGGGUGAGCUUCGGUGGCGGAGCGUGGCGCUGUUGCCUUUUUUUUAGAGCCUUUAACACCAGGCAACAUUUCACCAGUCUGCCAGUCAAGGAAAAAAAAAACAGUUAAAUUGCUGCUUUGCUGGUAAGGAUAAGAAAAAGUGACCGGAUUAGACGAACCGGAGGCUGACAAGUUGGACCGACUCUGCUGUUAUUUUUCUGCAACAUCAUUCAUUCAUAAAAUUGUCGACGAGGAUGGCUGACAAUCUGCUGGAUGUCGGACCCCCAACUGCAAAGCGACCCAAGCUGAAUUCACCCCUCUCAGGAUCGGAUGGUACAGGUAAGCAAAGGGCAAGGUCUCACAAUUAAGACCUAAAGGUUUAAACUUGUAUUAACUUGCACACAGUGCAGCCUUAAUGCUUUCUGAGAUCUGUGCACAUACACCAUAUGAAAAGUAAACCCAGCGGCCACCUCAGUGGUGCUGUGCAAAUAUAUCAGUAAAACUGUACAUCAAGUCCCGGUAAGACUGUCUGACUGCAUCUGCAAUGUGGGGACAGGUGCACGCACAGAGUCACCUAUCAUGAAAAGCAUGCACCUGACUUAUAGUCUCAAGGGGUUAAAGGUGAAUUCACAUAUUAGGACUUAUCCAUUGUACCGCUGUACAGUUGGAGCAAAUGUUGACAGGAGGUAUGCAGGGGUCUGGGGAUGUCUCAUUUGGCUUUGUGUCAGGCUGACAUGAAAAUGUUGUGAGCCCAUAAAGUGAAACUGUGUGCGUGCAGAACAUGCUUCUUCUGUAUUCCUGAGGUUGGUUUGGAUCCUGUGUGUGACUCUCAGGGUCUUGACAGCACAAACACUUGUGACUGAUAGCAAGAUAAUUUCCAUUACCACUAGGUCAUCUUGCCACUGAAGGGUUCAACCCAUCUUUCAUUCAACAAAAUGCUUGAAAUGCAAAGGUUAUCUGAGAUUACAUGAGGUGGCAUACCAUUUGUAAAAACUUCCUCCAACUUUUCUGUUGAUGAGUUUCAUAACUUUGCAUCAGGAAUUUACAUAUUUGCUGUUUCUGCAAAAUAUGAAACUUUUUCAGACUUUUGCCCAACUUUUAAGGUUUCCUGUUUGUCUCACAAAGACAUAUUGGGUCUGGAAAGAUGUUAAUAGUGUGUGUAAUGUAAUGAAUACAUGCAGUUUGAGCCAGUUGUCUUCCCCCUAUCAUUUAUGUCAUCUGCUGUAAACUGAUCACAAUUUGGGAAACACAAACGUGCAGCUAUCAUUAAAAACACAGGGGCCAAAAUAUCAACAGUUAAAAAUAUUUAAAGAGCCAUUUGUAAUAAAUGCAAUAUGAUCACUUUUUAAGGCAGUAGAGCUGCAUUCACCCCUAAUAAUCUAAUACAAAUAUAGAAAUGUAUAGCACAAUCAUUACAGAAGCAAACUCUGGAUUUAAAAUGAGGGAUAAAUUACCUUGAGUGAGCAAAAAGGCCAAAAGUAUUUCAGAGAAGGUGUUGAAUUCAUGGCAUUGGACAAUCGGCUCAUCCCUGUGGUGGAAAAUGCAGGUUUUUGCAGUUGUUUGGAGCCUUUGGAUUUAUGGCUAGUCCUACCGUCUUGACGCGGUAUCACAGGCGUCGCCUCACCUGAGCUUUACCGCAAAGUUCACGACAACAUAGGAGGUGAUUUAAAACCUGAUGCGACCGCUCCAUCGUGAGAGAUAUCUGAAGCUUUGACAUCUGUCUUGUGUCUACUUUCAGGUUUGAGCUUGUAGUGUUGCAUGCACACCAGUUUUAUGGAUCUCAUACAGCUGGAAUAAGUUUUGUAAACAGAAAUAUUAAAAAAACUGUGCAAUUCUAUUCUGCAAAUACAAGCGUCAUAUCAGGGCUCGAUUAUAACCAAAAGUCAGUAUUAAAAAAUCAGAUCAGGAUUCAGACAUCUCUAACUUCUUGGGUUCAUGUUGUUGGCUUUAUGUGUUUGUGUGCAUCCUAUAGUCCAAAACCCCCAAACCGAAACAAAAGCACAAAUAGAGACCAAAUGGAAAAACUUGUUUUCAAGGCAGUUUUCCGUUUUAUUGAAUUAUCAACAAAACACAAUGCAUUUUCAAUUUUUUUGCAAAUAUGAUCCUCAACAGACAAACGUGUUCACUAAAUCUGUAGCAUCAUUUUCACUAUGUGCAAAAGCCAGAAGCUCAAUAGCAGUUUUCUUGCUGUGAAUUGACCAUAGUUUUGUAAGUCUGUGGGGGAAAAAAAAGCACAGGCCAUCUUCUUUCAGGGAAUUCAGUUUGGGAUUGCACCACUGCAGCCACCUUUAGCUCUGGUUUCCUUGGGAGUGUAUAAAGAAUGGCGCAGUUGCUUAAUUUUGAAUCAUAGUGGAGAUCGGAAACAUCUGUCUGCCCUUUGCAAACAGCUGAGAGAUUUUAAGUUUCUUUGUGCAGCCUGUCUCCUCUUCCGUGGGUGGCUGUAUUAUCUGGUGAGCUGACGGUCCUCGGGUCCUCAGCCAGGGGAGCUCAUUUUCUCAGAGGGGUGACAGGAGCUUUCGCUGGGCAAUAAAGAAGCCCGACACUGGGGCUCCUCCCCCACUGUUGCCAGAAGCACUCUCUGUCACAGUUGACACACACACACACAAACGCAUGUAUUUGGUAAGACUUUGCUCAGUGUCUCUUGUAGACCUGCUCUCUUUGAAGUCCUGCAUGCAGCUGAAGGUCUUAAGAACACUGAGGAGAUUUUAAGUGCCAGGCUGCAGAUGGGAGGAUAAGCCUUGUCUCUUUUUUCUUUACUUGAAAAAGUCCGGAUACUGAGAAAACUCAGAGGGAAAUCUGUAAGGAACCUGUAGCUUGCAGCCUUAAGGUCCUUACACACCGAGAAUGGCGCAAAUAUACGACGCGAAAUUACGAAAUAUUCAGAGGCGAAUUUUGAUGGGUUUCGGGUUCGGUAAAAAAUAUUGACGUCCGACAUAAUAGCACAAAAAAAAACGCUCCUGGUGUGAAAGGACCUUUACUCUUACACCUCCUUGCCGGUGCAGUCUGAAAUCUGCUCGUUUUCUUACAAUUUAAAGGGUACUCGGUGAAAGGUGUUCCGAAUUGGUAUGAAUAGCAAACAAUUUUAAGUGAAUAUAGUUAAUUUUCUCAUCGACGUAAGUAGAAAAUGUUGUCAUAUGAUGGUGCCCUUCCUUCUUUGCCACUUUCACCCCACUCUCCAACCAGGCCAUCACUCACGGCCACAGAUAAGCAUCUAUCUCUGAUGUUUAUGUUAAUGUGUGACAGUUUUUAUGGAGCUAUUGUCUCUUGUCACUCUGUGUUUGCACCUCAGGCCACUAGCUAGUGUCAGGCUUGUUUUCAUUUAUACGGCUAAGUGGGCGUGUCAGCACACUAGCUAAUAGAUGGGCAACAGCUCUUCCGUCCCUGAGCUCACUUGACAAGCUUUCUCUUUCUUUUUAGCUUGUGUGUAUGAUCAUCCACACCUGUGUGAGCAAUAUUCAGCUAUGGGAAAUUCAUGUGUAAAAGUUGCAAAAGCAUGGCAGGGCUUGAGAAUCCUGUUGCAGGAUCAGAGAAGGAUUUACACCGAUUACAGUAACAAACAAAGGGGAGUUCACUUGGCAUGGAUGAAUCAACCAGCCUACAUAGUAUCAGAAACAGGGAAAUUCACACCACCCAGCACCGUGGGUCCUCCACAGAGCAUCAGAAACGCUCACUCACUUGAAACCUACAUCCAUGUUGAGAGUUCAUGAGAACAAACACUUGAAAUCAACUAGAGAUGGAUUAACAAUCAUGUGUCCUGCUGCCCAAGGAUGCUGCAACUUUGAGAGCUCAACCAUAGCAGUACAUCACAAGACAUUUCUACCUUGUAGAGCGCCAUGUUUUUUUUGGUGUAUGCGUAAAUACUCCAAAGUCAAGAUGAGCGUUUAUGACUUUUUUUCCCCCUUGGUCCUUGCCCUGACUGGGCGCAGCCAUCUCGUCAUGAUUAGGGAUGUGGGGUGUUAAUUUUUACAGAUACUGAUACUGUUAUUGGGCCCCCCUUCACAAUUUAAUACAAGAACUUAAUUGAUCCCCAAAGGGAAAUUUGUUUGUCUUGAAUCUCAUCAUCUUGAGACUCGAUAUGCUCAACUGUUCUUGAUUUUCAGGUUUUGAAAAAGGCAGGACCGGGUAUUUAGGGUGUCCGGUUAUCAAUCCCCAUCUCUACUUCUAUUGCCUCAGCCUUAAAUAUCAAAAUAUUUGGAGAGAUACUAACCGAUUAAAAGUGAUCAGGAUUAUAUUUUAUGGCCAUAAUUCUCAGCCUUGUGGAAAAGACGCCUCGGACGUUUUGGGGUUGGUUGCAAACAAAUAUGGCAUCCAAAACAGUCAACGGCUCAUAUGUCCACGAAAUGCUCACAUCCUUCCAAACGUGGCUGUGGACUUGUUCAUUCAUGUCUCAGUAUCUGUCUGCAGGAGCUGAAUUAAAACAUUGUCUUCUGCCCUCAGAUUGCGCCGCCUUGCACUUUUUUUUUUCUUGCCAUUUUCUCCGAUUAGAUGUGGUUUCCAUAAACACUGAGCAGCAAAUGACUUCAGCCCCAGCUUUACAAGUGUAGCACGCCUCUAAUUUGCACAUCUUGAAGUCAUAACAGCUUCUCAUAUAAAGAUCUGUAUUAAAGGUUUGACAAACACACUGCCAUUCAAGUCGUCUCUUGAGUAAAAGCAGAAAAUAUAAGUCAAAGACCCUUUCAUACUAUGAGUGUGUUACAGCACCAUAACACAGGUUCUCCAUUAUCACGCCUUUGUGCCGUCAUAUUGAUCCUGCUCUGCUGUUUAACAUGCUUCACAUACAUCAGCUGAAGAAAAAUCUUAAUGAUGGUGAUUUUGAUAAAUACUGUGAUCAUGAUUAUUUAACACAAUUAAUUUAAUCAACAUCUGUAUCUCCAGAUUGGCAGCCCUUAAAUAUUCGGAACACUUUAAAAUAAACAUAUUGCGCCUGACUUGUCUUCUUCAGCCUGGAUGUCCGUCUAAUUGCGUUAAUACAGCAGUAAUAAUAUAACAAAAACAUUUGUAAUAGUGCUGAUAUGGACCAUUUUAUUCAUCAGUCCUUCAUUUUUAACAGCUUUGACCUAAUUUUGAUAACUGCGUUCAAGAGUUACACUUGUGGUGGAGUGUUUUAACACAGUGCUGUUGGAAAGUGAAGGAUCUGAGCUCUUUAUUCCACUCGUACGCCAUCACAGGCUGCACAUCUAACCAAUCAUUCAGACUUUUCAAGCCCUCCACUUGAAACCUCCGAGCUGUAGUCUCAUAUUUUAUUACGAUGAGGGUCACUCGCUGCUUGUUAAUGCUCGUGAAAGCUAAUGAUGGCCGCAGCCUCUCUCUCUCUCCUUGUGCUCACUCGGUCCCUCUGCUUUUCAGACACAGUAAAGGGAUAUUCCAGCGUAAAAUUAUUUUAGGGUCAAACACACCGUAACACUGAGUUAGACACCCCCUCGAGAGAUGAAUGUUGCUAACCACUCUAGUUAUAUCAACUUCAGUAACGGCCGCACAAUAGCAAUACACAGCGGUCUGAGGAGCCAUAAACAAACCUCAACCAAAACGCCACAAAUAAUGCUCAGAGCAGCACCUAACUUCAUCAACAGUACAUAAAGAGCCCCAGCCAUAGUACUAGCCACCAAACAUCUUUUUAGCUUUGCCUAAUUUCUUUAGCAAAGAGACUAAACACAACUCACCUACUCUCUUCCAGCAGCCGCUUGUUUGUAGCGAGACCUCAGGCCAGUCCGUUACGGACUGCUGCGGGAUGACGCAGCUCAAGGAAGAACAUUUAUGAUAAUUUCUUUAUCAUUUCCUUGAAGUAAUAAUGACCAUAUGAAUCAUUUUGCACUGCUGACACAGUAAUUCUUCCGCCUUAGCGUCUCGAUCUGAUUGCAUUUCCAUGAAGAAAUGCUUAUAAAUGUUCUUCUUUGAGCUGCGUCACCCCGCUGAAGUCUGUAAUGGACUGGCCCGAGGUCUCACUACAAACAAGCAGCUACUGGAAGAGAGUAGGUAUAAUAAAGUUAUAAUAUAAAUGUAUAAUCAAGUUGGUAUAACUAGAGAAGAAAGCUGUCGGCAACAUUCAUCUCUCGAGGGGGUGUCUAACUCAGUGUUACGGUGUGUUUGACCCUAAAUUAGUUUUACGCCGGAAUAUCCCUUUAACCUGCCUGUCCCUGCUCUCUUCUCUCCACCUGUGGCUGAGCAGAAUCUUUUUUACAAACUUUGUUAAACAAAUACUUAAGUAUUGUGCAGUCUUGACGUGAUGUAGACUAAUAUUGCUUGUUAUGUUUCCCAUAAGAAGAUAGAGAGUUCUCAUGCAAGGAUCCUUAACCACUUCUCUUUUGGGAUUAUGAAGGUCAGCAUUUUGCUUCGCCUGUCUCCUCAUUUUUAUGUUUAUGGCGAGGUAGAGAGAGUCUGAUUCACAGCCUGUUAUUACCUCUUAAAUUGAAGAGGCUGAUUGAAAAGUUUCACGUAGCCGCUGAAAAGCUGUGGGCGACUUUAUGAGUUGUAUCACCAGUGUCUUCUUCAGGUGAGAAUAGUAUGACUCAACUGUUGGGCGGAGGCUUCAAUUGUCAAUAAAUGAUGCAAUAACUUGGUACCAGAAAUGCUCGUACUCUUUUUUUAUUGAGAAAAAUCAUCACCAUGCUGAAUGCAUCUUUUCUCUUUGGGCUGCGUUUGGGUCCUCUGUUCUUCUCUUGGAUCAGCUGCUUGCUCCCUCACUGUCCAGGACUCUUUCGCUUUAAUGCCUCAGAUGCUCAGGCAAUCUAUUUGAAGCCUUUCACCCUAAUAUAAGCUUAAAGAGCUCAUAUAAACUCAUAUUAAGAACCACCGUAAAUCAAUGAUAGAAAGGUUACGCUGUUGUCUGUGAUCCAGAUAUCCUGGGACGUCGAGCUGAGCAUGUGCAGGGGUGUGGCUGUUGUGAUUACACACAGAGGCGCGCUUGCACCUGCACGUGAAGAACCUUGUCGUGGAUGUGUGACUUGGACUGUGACCUUCAUAAAUGUUUUAUUACUUUUCUGUAUCUGUGGAGUAAUCUUGUUUACUUUUUCUGCACAGCUCUGAGUGACAGAAUUAGAGCCCUUCUUCAGGUGAUGGUUGUGUUUCAGCAGUCUUCGGUCAUAUGAAGGAAAACAGUCCCAUGUGCAGGGUAAAAAUGGCAGCUGUCACAGAUCAGCCAGAUCAUAUUCAUGUUUGCUCUAAAUCGUAGAAUUUUCACAAUGACAAAGUCACAAAGUAACAUAACUGAUGAUAUUGUAAAGCUACAGAACUUACAGAGGCUUAGAAGUUGUUGCACACGCUAAAUAUCAACACGCAGAGCAGGCUCACAAAGAUGAUCUUCACAGGUAUACUGUCACGUAGAGCGAGGCUCAAACUACCAAAGUUGAAUUACUGCAAACAGAGAAAUAUUUCAGACUCACAGCCUCCAGUUACCUGCCUACUUGUUCAAGCAUGUCCACAUGGUCAGGUCAAAUGGUACUGGAGCUGCUGGUGCACAAAGAGACCGAUGUGCCAGCUUUGAGAGUGUGGGAAAUCUCUCUGUGUGCUGCAACAAGUUCUCAGCCUUUGUGCCCAUUUGGUGGCAUGUGGCUGUUGUGUAUUGCUCCUUAAUGAAAAAAAAAGCCAUUGCAGAGGGUUUAACACAUGUUUUAACUUUAACAUGAUAGCUGAGUGUAAUAUGAGACCGCAAGUUUAUCUCUGAGACCUGAGGGAAAUCAAGAAAAGUUGUUAACAAUCCUGAGCUGAUGACGGUCUUUUCUGCUGCUCUGCGCCGUUAUCGACCGUGUUCCUCUGAUUACUUGUAGGUCUAUCCAGUCACUAUUAGAGGCACCUCCACUCAGGACUCUUACUGAUCAGAUCAUGAAUCAUCCAAACCAUGAAUGAUUCCAAAUCCCCUCCCCCAAAAAAACACAAAAAUCAGUGAGGAGUUGUUUUCAGAGCAAGCCCAUGUUUUCUGUGUUGAUGUUGAAGGGGGAACAUUAAUGGGAUUGUUGGAAAAGACAAAAACUAAAACAAUAGAUUGUGAGCCAGUGUAGUUGAAACCUGUCACUUGAUGCAAAGUAGUAGUAGUGUGAACCGCUCAGCCAAACCAUUGUGGUGUUCUGGUCAUGCAUGGAGUCCCCAGUCAUGCAAAGAGGCAGUGUUGUGCAUUGUGUUUCAGGAUGUCCCAAUACAACUUUUUAACUCCCAAUACAAUACCGAUACUGUAGCCUUCAGUAUUGGCUGUUACCAGUAUUGAUCCAAGUUUUGCACUCAGCUGAAACGUCUUUUUCGGACUUAAACGUAAAAUACUGCACCACGGCCAACAUCACUCCUACUCUUUGCUACCUUGUCGGUCCCUUAGUACACACUGUUGUUGUAAUUACAUGAGCAUUACAUGAUGGACCUGGGUGCUGCUAGAUAGAGGUGCUAGAGCGGAGUCUGGAAUGGACUGCUGAUAUCGGAGAUUUUUGAUGCAGGCUGAUAUAAUUCGAUAUUUGUUUUUUUGCUGAUAUCGGAGCGAUAUCAAUAUCGUAUCAUUCCUAAUUGUGUUCACUCUUUCUAGUAUAGCCCCAGCUUGUUUGGAGCGAUAGCUGAGGUUAAGAAUACACAAAAGGAUAUUAAGUGCGCCUUACAAUGCGAAAAAUACCGUAUUCAAACACUUGUACGGUUAACCUGCAAAACAACUUGGUGGCGUUUGUGUCUCCCUAAUUGUGGCCGCAGAAUUAUUCAAACUGUUACUCAGAUCUCUUUAUGGCCGAGUGCGACAUCAGAAUUGCAGAAGCUGGAUUUUUAACACGGGUCAAAAGUGCAUCAAGACCGCAUUAUAGUGAAAUAACGUGCCGUUACAGAGAUGCAUGCAUGCAAAAUAUGUAUGUCCCAGACCCUAACAACAGUCAAACCAUCCUGGCUCAGAUCUGUGUUGAAUGUUUAUAUGAGAUUAUUUUCGUACGUGAAAAGUCACAUGAUAAGUAAAAAAACUUUAAACUCUUCCUUUCAGUCUUUUUAAUGUUUAAAGGAGCGAUGUUUGCUUAAUUCAUACUUCUUCUUCUGUCUUUCUCAGAUCUCGUGUCCCUGUUUGACCUGGAAAAUGACCUCCCAGAUGAGCUCAUUCCCAAUGGAGACUUGGGAAUGGGAAUGUCCUCCAACGGCGGUCCAGGUGGAGGCGGUCCUGGUCUUAACUCUCUUGUUCCCGAUGCAGCUGCAAAACACAAGCAGCUGUCCGAGCUUUUGCGUCCAGGAAGUUCCUCCAUCUUGGGGGGUGGUCUCAAUUCUGCCAACUCUCAACAAGGAGGCAUGGUGGGAAGCCAACUUGGUACUGUACUUGGUAAAAGCCCGCUGGGGCCAGGUGCUACCAAUCACCAGUCUCCCCAGGCCCAGAAAGGAGGUGCAGCAGCUGGUCAGGGAAAUGGAAACAUGGGCUUCAACCAGGCGCUGAUGAAUAGCGGGCAAGGCCACGGAGUCAUGGGCCAGACGGGACAAGUAAUGAACGGGACUCUGGGACCGGCAGGCCGCGGUAGACCUGGGCCUGGCAUGCAGUACCAGAGUCAAGGCAUGCAGGGGGCUGGACCUGGAGUUGGAGGGAGUGUGCUGGCAGAGACACUUACACAAGGAGGGCCACAGCUGGGUGCACACAAUGUGAUGAAUGCUCAGCAAGCUGGAAACAUGAAUAAGGUGAGAGUCCAAAUUCGUCAAAACUGGACACACACGUCAUUUUCUGAAUACAGUGAAAAACAGACAGUACAGUUGGGUUAUUUCACAUUUACAACACUGUUGACGAAAGCAGCUCAGACAAACAGUCGUAAUGACCUCGUGCUAAUUCAGGGCUAGAUUGCGACCGUUUCACUCGCAUUUGUGACUAAAUAUAGACUUGUGCGAAUUGUAAAAUGUAUUUAGGGGCAGUUGUGCGCGUAAAAACAAUCAGCCGAGUCAACAAAUGUUUUUUCAUGUAAAUACGGCGGUGAAGUUAGUUUUAGGUUGGAUAUCUGAUGGACAUUCACUGCGGAUCUGCCGGUGUCUUCUCACUCUCCAUAACCGGGAAUAACAACAGCAGCGCGGUUAAAUCUACUCGACAUCCUCGCUGUCAACGUCGGGUGUUAAAUAAGGGACCGUCAAUAAAUUACCUGUUGAUGUUCUCAGAAAAAGGCUGUUUUCCUUCAAUAGCUUCCAUUUCACAUGACCAAAAGACCUAAAAUUGAUUUCAAAUGAUAGUACUAAAGUUGGACAUUAAGACACACCUCUCCACUUCCCUAAUUUGUCCUCUAAAAUAUUUAGUGUUAAAUUUAAAGGCAAAUUUUGAACAUUUUCUUCAAUAGCUUCCAUGUCAUGAGACAAAAAGACCUAAAAAUUGAUUUCAAAUAAUAGUACUUAUGUCGACCAAUAAGACACAAAUUAUUUGAUCAAUUUUCAUCGUGUACCUAAAGUUCUUAAUGAGCUCCUUACUGUGAUCCUUCAGGCAGAAUUAAAUUAAGGUGUAGAAAUGAAUCCAUAAUUCUUCUUCACACAUCGAGUGAAACAGGGUAGUUUUAGGUCGUGGUUGAGCUAACUCUUGAGCUGUUUUGCUUUACAUUCAACAAAUUAUGUCUCAAUAUGUGGUUAGGAUUGGGGUCAAGAAAAACUCCAUUCUUGACAGGUUAAACUCGCUUACCGCCAAGAGACGUCAGCCCUCGCCAGAUUAGUCAUACCGUUAACCAAGGCUUCAUGCAGAAAAACCCAGAAGUAACCCCAGCUGAGGUAUUCAUACAUAUGUGGCCCCUUGAUGCUCGAUCUUUCAUUCACAGUGAGACAGAAUUAGUAGAGACGUGAUAGGGGAAUGAGAGCUGCUUUUAGACGGACUGAAGUAGGGCUUUUGUUGCUGCUGGUGAUGUGUUUUUGCAAAAAUAUGAUCAAGGAUAAAAUCGAGUAUUCUGGUUCUGUGGUAUUUUUUUGAGGCUCGAACCAUUUUGUACAAAUAGGAUGUUUGUCUCAGACGUCAUUCAUGACAGGUUUUCACAUUGAGCUUUAAAACCUUUUUACUAGUGGUGUAAAAUUAAACUAAUUCAUACCAAACAGUUUCAAUGGGGCUGCAUGCUGAUCCAAAUAUGUCCAGAACUAAAGGUUAUUCAAAUCCAAGGUCCUCCUAAGAUCUGGUGGAGAGUGCACUCAUGAACUGAGCGUAGAUCGUGUCAUCUCUUGGAACACAAUGAAGUAAACUGUAGUAAAAGUAUGGCGUUCUGUGUGUGCUUAUGUGUGCACAUUAGGGAUGCACGAUAUUUAUCGGACCGAUAAAAUAUCGGCCGAUUUGGGGGAAAAUUACGUCAUUUUUUAUCGGUCCGAUAGGUGCAUUUUUCCGAUAGAAAGAGCCGAUAUAUUAAUGAAAUUACGAGUAACGUUUGCAGGCGGAGUAGCCGCCCGUCGCGCCUUACUCGCAGGUCCCAAGCCUGACCCCUGUCACUACCUGACUGAUAAUAAAAUGUCUUCACCAGCACGGUCGUUUUUCUCAGUGGCAGAAGAUGACAACAGCUGCUAUAUGCAAAACCUGUUCAGCGAGGAUUCCGAGAGGCGGAAUGAAGACGUCAAGUUUUAACACAACGAAUCUGAUAGCUCAUCUGAAAAGUCGCCAUCGCGGCGAAGCGGUAUUAAAAGAAUAUGAGACAGCCGCCGAAGCUGCUAGCGGUACUAAAGCUAAGACAACAACACUACGGAGGAUCGAUGUCCCCAUUCGGCAGGCGUUUGAAAACUGCAAAAGCUUCUCAAGAGACAGCGAAAAGGCUAAAGCCAUUAACGACGAAGUGAUGGAGUUCAUAGCAGUCGACGACCAGCCUUUUUCCGUCGUUGAGAACCCGGGUUUUCGUAAGUUCAUAGCACACUUGGAGCCACGUUACACUCUCCCAAGACGCCGCUUCUCCUCGGAUGUGUCCCUUCCUGCACUCUAUGAUAUUGUCGCCACAUACAUUCACAACCUGAUCGACAAGAACGGACUACUCGUGAGUUUUACCACAGAUAUAUGGACGUCAGAUGUUAGUCCGGUCAGCAUGCUAAUCCUAACGUCUCAUAAUAGCUCCUUUACAGUCUACAGUUCUGUUGAACAGUUCAGGGGAUGCACUGUUUUGGUCAAAUGAAGUUCUGCUUUUUGCUCUGUUAUUGUUAUUUAUAGCUAAUGACCACAUAUUUUUGUGAUGACAUGGAAAAAAUAAACAUUUGAAGAGCCAAAAACUUUAGUUUGUUGUUCUAGAUAGGCCAGAGCAACAAAAAUAUCAGUUUUCAAUCACUGCAUCCUGCACAAAUUGCAGAUUAUAUGAAGAUUAUAAUAAAUGUAAAAAUAUGAAUUUAUCGGUUAUCGGUAUCGGCCAUGAGAAGAAGAAAAUUAUCGGUUAUCGGUAUCGGUUGAAAUUUUUCAUAUCGUGCAUAACUAGUGCACAUGCUUGUUUGUGCAUCAGUAUGUCCCUGUAAAGCUCUGACAUGCAGACAGCAGGAGACCCCAAACGCAGUGAAACUCUGCUUAGUUCUUUUUUAACACUAUAUCCGUCACUUCUGCUGCUUUAACUGCUCUAUUCUGGUAUGAAUCGACCUCUCAAAUUCACCUGUCGAUCAGAGAAUCUUCCUUUGGUGGACUGUUACACUCAGACUUUUUGCUGUUCAAGCUUGAAAAAUAUUGAAUAGGGAAAAAAAAAAGCCUGAUUCCUCUCUGUGUUUUGGUGCUUCUGCUGAUGCCUUUUUUUCCUCCUUUUCUUUCUGCUUUCUUUUUCAACUCUUUAGUCUUUAUUUACAGCCUUGACUCAACUAUUUCCCUUUUCUUCCGUCUUCCUCUUUCUCCCUUCAGCGUACGCCCCGUCUCUCGGGGCUUUUGCCCUUCGCUAAUUGAGCCGUAAAUCAUAUUUUGAAAAGCAGGCUUACGCGUUGCUGUCAGGUUAGGGGAAGCGGGGAAGAACAGAAGAUGACGUGGUGAGACGAGGAGAGGCUUUCGGUGCUGCUGCGCUGUCUGGUGACUCUCCUCUGCUUUAAGCGCCGCUCGAGAGAGAGAGAGAGAGAGAGAGAGAGAGAGAGAGAGCGCGGUGUGUGAGGGGAGGAUGAGGCAGGGCUUGUGUGUGAAUGGGAGGGAGGCAGGCAAGCAUCUGAGUGUUUCUUUGCAGGGGGGAGGGGGCAAGCAGCAGCAGUGCUCUGCUCAGCUGUUGAGCAAGCUGGUCUUCCUCUGCGUAUGCCUCUCCCCUCCAGUUUCUCUCUCUCUCUCUUCUCUCUGUCUUUUCUCUCUCUCUCUCUCUCUCUCUCGCUGCUGGGCUGGGCUUGCUCUGUCUGCUUGAGCUCUGCCGGCAGUGGGGAACCUCCGCGGAGGAAAACAGGCUGCUGCUUUGGCCGCUGUGGUGAGAGGCAAGGAAAGUAAGCUGAUGAAUACAUGCUGAGAGUUUUUGCAAAGGCAGGAAUGGAGAACUUUUACGGACCAACAAGGAAGCGAACUCUCUUCCUGCUUAUUUUUGUUGUUUCUUUUAGUUAACAUUUUCACUUCAGGGUAUUUUGGUGUUUGCUGUUUUUAUACCUUUGAGUUUUUGGCUGAGGUACCUGACUUUGUUUCUUCGUUGUGUUUAUUUUGAGUCAUGUAUGCUGAAGCCCACACUGAUCCCAUGUAGUUGUUUGUGAAAAUGGUUCGGUUCCUUAUGCACUCAUAUCAAACUCACUCUGAUGAGAGGUUAAAAAAUCGCUCCCUUUGCUGCCAUGCUUCAUGACAUGCCGGUGUUCUUACCGCCCUCCGCCUCCGUCCUCAUUGUCUGUUCUAGAUGGGGAUGUCAGGAGCUCCAUUUGGCCAGCAGUAUGGUCAGGCUGGGGUUCAGCAGAUGGGGGCAGCAGGGGUCAACACGCAACAACUCCAGAACAAAACAGCCCUUCCCAACAACCUGCCCCAAUUCCCCGGUGAGCUGAAAGGAGCUGGGAGUGUGCCAAACAUGGUGAGUGUCACUCAGGUCUUAAUGAAGCCAACAUCUGUUCUACGGAGGAACAGAAUUUACAUACACGAUGUUCAUAAAUGAAUUCAGGGAGAUGAAAUGUAGAAGAAGUGGACCUCCGUUUCUGGGCUUUCCUUUUACACAAGCAUGCAUGUGAGUUUUUCUUUUAGGCGUUUAUUGUUGUUGUCGUUAUUCAGGCUUUUACUUUAUCUUUUUACCACUUAACCAAAAAAAAACGUCCUGUAAGCAGUUAAGGCAGAAUGAAGCUGUAGUUCAGAUCUUUAUUUGGCUUUUUUAUCCGUGUGCCAUCCCCGUGUCAAUAAGGUUUCGAGCGAUGUCUGCCAAAGCUUGAGCCCGACACUUUGAACAGAUCCAGACUUAAAUGAUAGUCUUGUUGUGUAAUCCAAAGGAAUAUACACAAGAAAAUAAACUUAUAAAUCCAGGCUCAAACAUAAUCUUGGCAUGUGCACGCAGCUAAAGGAGAAAAAAGGAAAGAAUGAAUGAAAAAUGUGAAUAAAAUGAAACUCAAACUUCUCAUUUCUAGUUUAGUCAAAUGUUGUUUCAGAUUCGAAGCCAACCUGCCUGCUUCACCGUCAUGCACCCUGUCACUUUGCUUAUCUGAUCAAAUAUUCCUACCACCACAUUGCCUCAAUGUUUGACUAAAUAAUAGUUAAAAAAAACUGCAUCCAGGGCCAGACUCAAGGUGAUCCUCGAGUGAUCUUUUGUUGUGUACUUACACUAACUGUUGAGGACAGAGGUAGAUCUUUUUUUUUUCAAUGAACUAAGUAAACAGAGCUCAGUAAAAUGCAAAUUUGCUCAGGAAGCAGGAAAUAGUUUACACAAGGCAGGAAAUGUCAGCCGCUGGAUUUCCAAAAUGUCACUUUACAGGUUUUCUUUGAUUACCAGUCGUCUAUUAUUUUUUGGUGGUUUAGACUCAUCUUCUAACAAUCCUUCUGUCCUCCCUGAUGACCCAUCAGCCUCUUUCCUUUUCAAAUCGGAAAGCCCAUACUUAAUUUAUCUAGAUAUUUUCUGAUUGGUUGGCUGAAUGCAAAUAUGGUUACUUUAUCCAAAAAUAAAUGUUAGAAUUCCGGCAUCGUGAUCCGUCCCUCACCUCUCUUUGUGUUUCUUCCCUUUGCAGUCUCAGAUGCAGCAGCAGGUAGCUUCAGUGGGCAUGGUCCCCGGGGCUGUCGGUGUGUCGGCGGGCCCAACGGCCGACCCCGAGAAGCGCAAACUCAUUCAGCAGCAGCUGGUCCUGUUGCUCCAUGCACACAAGUGCCAGCGGCGGGAGCAGGCCAACGGUGAGGUGAGGGCCUGCACUCUGCCUCACUGUCGCACCAUGAAGAACGUCCUCAACCACAUGACCCACUGCCAGGCCGGCAAGUCCUGCCAGGGUGAGUGAAAUCUGCUUCAUAUUCAUGUGCUUUAAAAUAACUGGGAUGUUUCCAGGCUGGUUUGAAGUCUGCUACUCACAGAAUCAAACUCGUUCCCUCUCCUUUUUCUCUGCGCCAUGCUCGCCAUCCACAGAGAGCACAUAACCACACCUCCUUUUACAGGGAUCAUUGGCUGUUUAUGGGCGGGGACAUAUGCUGCUGUCAUUGAUUCAUAAACACAAACACGUGCAGACUUUCAAAUCUGAGUUUUCUGCCGUGUUAAUGAGUUCAGAAGGUUGAAAUCUGCGUCGAGAUUUACUUUCCUUUAUUUAGAUCAACGAUCUACCUUUCUUAUGUAAAACCACCUAAUUCUUAAACCCUUUAUUGCCUUUUGUAUCAUAUUUGAUACAUACUUUUAUGAUACUUCUAUCAAAUCAAUAAGAUCAACUAAUUACUAAAAAACACCUGAAUACAGUCCGAUCAAUGAUAAAAAUGUCCUCUUGUGGUUUAUCAGUUUUCCAGAAACAUCUAAUGUAUCAAACAAGAUAAAUAAAUAUAUUUGUUAAAUUUUAAGGACAUUAAGAUUUUUUUUUUUAAUUUUCAGUAGUAAAUGAAGUGAGCAUUUCAGCUCCAAAAAUUUUUUCAAUUUUCUGGCCAUAAUUUGUUGUUUCAGGCAUUUAAGGGUUAAUAAUGUAAAUCUCAGUUUUUGUGUUUUUGUCACUGAAAUAGAGCUGCUCCUCAAGGAAAUGCUCCUCUGACUGAACAUCAGCUAACAGGACUUGAAUAUUGUCUUGCUGGUUGUAAUUUCCCUUCCUGUCAGACCUGGCGGCAAGCAGCUUCCCUCUGACAGCUGUUAGUAGUGAGGUCACUCAAGGUUAAUGAACUUUGAACUCUGAUAUUUAUAGUGUUUAUAUGCGUAGUAGAGUGAAUGCCAGGUUUCCUUUAUGGUUUUACAGCAUGUAUAAUUGCUUUCUCAGUACUCAGCUGUUUGUUCAUUGUACUGUAGCAAGUGAAGGUUUUGUUUAACUACAACAACCACUUUUGUCUUGAUUGAAUCCGUGUAUUCUCUCUCUUAUUUUUCCCCAAAACAUUUUUUCAAAAUGCCAGAAACUUGUAGAAAUACUGACCCGUCCUUCCUGUCCUGUUUUUAUUUCUCCUCAGUGGCUCACUGCGCAUCAUCCAGACAGAUCAUCUCUCACUGGAAGAAUUGCACGCGGCACGACUGUCCGGUCUGCCUGCCUUUAAAGAACGCCAGUGACAAGAGAAACCAGCAGCGUGAGUGAUGGUGGUGUUACACCUGCAGCCUCCCUCUCUUUGUAGAUACCUCCAGACCAUAAAAAAUGAGUACAGGUGUAGGAGCAUUAGAAAUGCAAACAAUGGAUUGUUCUGGGGUAAAAAGUUUACAGCAUUAAACCUGUAACAUCAGGAUGGUUGUGCCCGAGCUGCAGCCUUGAGUCAGUGCUUGUGGGAUGAGGUGGUGCCACCUGCAGGCCGCGCAUCACCGCCACAGCUCUGUGCUGGCUCGCCGACUCCGAGCGCUCUCACAGCGAGAGGAUUCCUCCAGAAAGGCUGGGCCUGUAAUGUGACACCCAGGGGAGGGGCUCCAUGUCUGCUAUUAGUGGGGGCAGGGUCUGGGGACAGAGUGUGCUCUGAUUGGUCAAAGGGACAUAUGACGGAUUUAAAUCCCCCACAGAGGCAGCGUGCUCUCUGUCAGCAAUCAACACAGCAGGGAGUAGUGCAGGGCUUUACAAUAACGGCCUUCCAGAGAGGACGUUCCUCUUUCUGUUUGGAUAAAAAUUAUUUUAUUGAUACAAAUAAAAUGAGUGAUGUCUCAUAUUUAAGAAUAACUCAAUUACUUUUUCUAGAAUAGACUUUUUUAAGCCAAAUUUGACUAUAAAGAAAGGUGGUGUCGUUUAUAAAAAUGACUGAAAAAUGAAUGAAUCAUUUAACAAAGUCAAGACUGAAAAAUAUCACAACAUGACAGACGAACAGUGUUGGGAUAACAUGUCAAAAAAAAAACAAUCUAGUAGCUAAUCCAACUAGUGCCUGAGUGAGAUGUCAGCGCAAACACGGUUAACUUUACGGAAAUAGUCCCGUUAUUUUGAGUUUUGGGGCCAAAAGAAGAAGAAAACCGUCACAGCGAGAUGUACGCAGCUCCUGGAGGACAGACGCUUGUCAGCUGUUAAGAACCCUCACUUCAGAUUUGAAGAAGAGAUCAAACUUGACAAAGCUCGGCUGUGCAUCAAGGGGAGGAAAGAUACGGGUGGUUCUGGAGCUCUUGGUUGAAGUUCAAAUAAAUGGUCACCCAGAGGAAAAUGAUAGAGCUGGUUCAGCGGUGGAGGGUCUGUCUUUUACUCCACUGACAAUAAGACUAAUUCAGAGGUGUUACUUCUGUUAGUAACAGUGCAGUGUAGAAAGUCACCGCUGAAUGACAACAGUCUGCUUUUAUAAGAAAUGUAACAGCCCUACUUUCUGUUGUCAAGAUGAGUUUCAUGGUUUUUAUUUGAGAAUGAUUUAUCACCUGAGGUCUUUUUAGUGGGGUGGUUUUCAUAAUUGUUAUUACUAAGUUGGAUAAUCUACAAAAACAUGACAUGCGGCUUUUACUUUGCACAUUAAAAGGAUUUGAUUAAACGCUCCCUUUGCCAAACCACUCAUUUCUUCUCUUUUCCUCCCGGUUUAGCCUUGUUGAACUCCCCUGGCGCUAGUCUGCAGAACGCCAUCAAUACGGUGGGUCCCGGCCAGCCCAGCGCCACAGCCAUCAACAGUGCUGCCACAAACAUCGACCCCAGCUCCAUGCAGAGAGCUUAUGCUGCCCUCGGCCUGCCGUAUGGGAACCAGUCCCCUGGCCAGGUCCAAGGACAGGGUCCUGGUCAGCAAAACCCCCAGGGUCCGGCGCACCAGCAGCUACGAAACAUGAACCCACUCGGUAAGAACCAGAUGAGACUUGCUUCUGCUAGAGGGGAUUACAAACAAAGUGUUGAAAAUACCAUCAAUCUGCUGCUAAGCCAUUUUCUGAUAAACCCCAGUAAAUGGUAAUGUGGGUUUUAACAGGCACUAAUCAGAUGAACCAGAUGGCAGGAGGCAUGGGUGUCCCCUCUUCAGACCAGUCUGGCAUGCACUCUGACUCCUCUCUACCAUCCUCACUCAGCAAGUAAGAAUUCUGCUUUUGAAAACAUCAUAUAAAAACAGAAUCAAGUUCAGUAAUCUUGAUUAUUCGAGUUGAUUCAUUGUAACUGUCUUGUACAUUGAAUUAUCAUUUCAUAUUAAUAUAUUAUAACGUUUGUUUCUCUCUGUCCUUUAGUCAGCUGAUGCCUGAUGGGUCCGUAGCGGGUGGCAUGGGGAACAUGCCCGCUGCCACCCCUCUCUCUGCUUCAGGGGUACGAAAGGCCUGGCACGAACACGUCACUCAGGACCUGCGCACCCACCUGGUGCACAAACUGUGAGUCCAGCUUUAUGUAAUAACUACUCAAAAAAAAAACAUCAGAAACUGGCCGACAAAGUCAUUGCUGAGUGUUUAUUUCUUCUCUGAUUUCAGUGUACAAGCCAUAUUCCCCACCCCAGACCCUGCAGCCUUGAAGGACAGGCGGAUGGAGAACCUGGUGGCGUAUGCGCGAAAGGUGGAGGGCGACAUGUAUGAGUCAGCCAACAGCAGGGUUUGUGUUUGACCGUUCUUUUGAACCGGCUAGUUUCAGCGAUUACUUUAACUAUGAAAUCUGAUCCUUUGAACCAAGUCUUUUAUAAAGUCCUUUUCGUUGUUUCUCAACAGGAUGAAUAUUACCACUUCCUGGCAGAGAAAAUCUACAAAAUCCAGAAGGAACUGGAGGAGAAGAGACGCUCGCGGCUCCAGAAACAGCCCGGCAUGGUGGGCACACCUGGGCCUCAGCAGCCUGGCAUGGCUCAGCCUAACGCCAUGGGCCCGGGACAGGCCGUCCGACCCCCCAGUGAGUAGCCGAACUUUUAACCGUCAUUUCUGUGAAAUAUAGAUGUGGAGAAGCACUGAGGAUGUUCAAACUCUGUCCUGUUUUACUGCUGUUUCAGAUGGACCUGUGCCUAUGCCCAACAUGCCAAAUCAGAUGAUGAACCGAAUGCAGGUGCCCCAAGGUAUCCGUGACAACGUUAAUGAUGGAAAUAGUAAAAAAUAAGAGUAAUGAUAGGCUUUAUUUAUUUAUUCUCCUACAGUAAAACACACCACACUCGCUCUUCUGUUCUCAUCAGUUUCAAUAAUGAAGUGAGUCUUAGUUUGCUGGGCCUCCUCAUUAUGUUACCAAUCGAAUGCAAAGCUAUGAAGCUGGUUCAGGGCCUCAGCGAGCCCAUUAGGGGAUGGAAUAUUGAAUUACUACUCCCAAGUAUAUUAAACAGGUAUAUAAUUGUGUUUGUGUGUUUCUGCUCCCACAGGAAUGAACCAGUUUAACCCAAUGGCGAUGCAAAAUGCGCAGAUGUCUCAGGCACCACUGGGAGCGCGUGCUCCCUCCCCGAUGAACCAUCCACAGCAGAUGAACAUGAGCUCCGUCCCACCGGUUCGAUCACUCUCCUCCAUCUCUCCUCUCUCUUUAAACAGUCACUUAUCCAACGCUCUCAGCCUUCAUCUUGAGUAUCUCUCAUUUCUGUCAGCAUUAAUAUUAUUUCAUUUCACAAAUUAUUCAUCUGUAUUUCUCCGCUUUUUAUUUCUCAGUCACUCUCCGGUUCAUCUCUCUAGUGAUCCUGCUUCACUUAAAAGUCUUUAGCGGACUAUAUUUUCUUAGUUUUUUUACCAUUUGGCAAAUGCUCCCUGCUCUUGACUCAGUGUUCAAUUCAGUUUAUUUCAUGUAUCGGAGGUUGAAUUCUGGAGGCCUGCUGCCGUAUUGAUUUUGUUCUCCUGUGUUCUUUCUCACAGAUGGGUAUGUCCCCAUCAAGGAUGCCUCAGGCUCAAGGAAUGAUGGGUAGUCAUGCUAACAACAUGGUUUCUCAGCCGGCCAACCAGGGGCAGUUCAUGCAACAGGGCCAGUUUACAGCUGCAGCAGGUGGAGCCAUGAAUGUGAAUGUAGGCAUGGGCCAGCCCAUAACUCAGCCUGCUGUCACACAGGUGAGAGGAUUUGUGCUCGACUUGCUCUUGUAUGCGUACUGAGUAUUGGUAUGCUGACCGUGCCUCCCCCUUUGUUCCAGCAGCAGAACUCUAACCUCCCACUGAAUUCACUGGGAUCCCUUGGCUCCCAGAUGCCCUGUGGCACUUCAGUCCAGACCCCCCUGGGCCCCACCCCUCCACCCAAUGCCUCUGCCAGCUUGCAGCCUCAGCAGCAGCAGCAACAGCUGCAGCAUCAUGCUUCUGCACAGGCCCAGGUCCCACCGCAGCCCUCCACCCCUGCCUCCACGGGUGGGCCCUCAACCACCCCAACCCACAUACCCAAUAGUCUCCCUGGCCCCCCCUCAGCCAGGAGCUCGACCCCUGACCCCUCCCAGCCUCUCACACCCAUCCAGCCCCAGCCAGAACCCCCCAGCCAGAUGCAGCAGCCCACUUCAGUGCAGGCGCAGCACCCCAGCACACCGGUGAGGAUCUACUGAUGUGUCCUGGUGCUUUUGUUAUGCUAGCUGCUUCACCUGCUCCUGUAGUAGAUUACCAUGCUACUGACCCAAAAAAAAGAACCAAUGAAUGCUGACCCAUGACGUCAACAUAUUUAAAAAUAUGUAUAAACAUAUCAGCAGUUUGAUCACUGAGAUUUUUCUUCUUCUUCUUCUUCUUUUAAAAGUUGUCUCAGGCAGCAGCAAGUAUAGAUAACAGAGUGCCAACCCCAGCCUCAGAGGCUGAGCUGAGCUCACAGCAGGCCCUGCCAGACAUGAGCAGCACUGAUGCCAAAACUGAAGUAAAAGAUGAAGAAGACGAGAGCAACUCUGGACAGAAGCAGACCGAUGUAAAAAUGGAGGUAUGUUGAUAACAGUCCGCUACAAACAACGAACUCUUCCAAAGACGGUGAAGUUUAUCCCGAACUCCUCACUCACAGUCGCUACUUGAUGGAUUUCUGACUCAGCUGGUUGAUCAUGGUUGUGUUCGUACAGCAGGAUGAUGAAACCAAACCCCCUCUGGUGAAGAAGGAGGAGCCAGAUGCAGCAGAGCCAAAGCAAGAACCAAUGGAAACUGAGGAGAAGAAGCCGGAGAUGAAGACUGAACCCAAAGAAGAGGAGGAAAAUGGGGCCAACAGCACGUCAGCCUCCUCUACCGCUCAGAGUCGCAAAAAAAGUGAGACCAGAUCUUACCUGUGUGAAAAAAUCCAACCAUGACUUAAAUAGAAAAUCAAACUUUUCGUAUUUUGUUCCUUUUCUUACUUUGAUUAUUUUUUUUGUAGUUUUCAAGCCAGAAGAGCUGAGACAAGCACUAAUGCCAACUCUUGAGGCCCUCUACAGACAAGGUCCAGAGUCUCUGCCUUUCAGACAACCUGUAGACCCCAUGCUUCUGGGUAUUCCUGUAAGUGACUAAUUUUGACAUUUAAAACCACUUCAACUUUCUUUUUUUUAGUGAUUAAAACAGCUUCUGUUUAUACUUUAAGAAGAGGUUUACUUACUCCUGCAUGUAUGGUUAUAGGACUACUUUGACAUCGUGAAGAAUCCCAUCGACCUAUCCACCAUUAAGCGAAAGCUCGAUACCGGGCAGUACCAGGAGCCGUGGCAGUAUGUGGACGAUGUGUGGCUGAUGUUCAACAACGCUUGGCUGUACAACCGCAAAACGUCUCGCGUCUAUAAGUAUUGCACCAAACUGGCAGAGGUGUUCGAAGCGGAGAUCGAUCCCGUCAUGCAGGUCCUGGGUUACUGCUGCGGUCGGAAGGUGAGAGGACAGGAUGUAAACUGAUCUCGAACAGCGUAUUUCUCUCGUCAGCUCAUGUGUAUCUUUACCCGCGUACCUGAAUCAAACUUGUCCAUAAAGCGUCCAAAUUUCUCUCAUGUUUCUACAGUAUGAGUUUUCACCUCAGACGCUGUGUUGCUAUGGCAAACAGUUGUGCACCAUCUCCAGGGACGGCACCUACUACAGCUACCAGAACAGGUAAAAGUUCCUCCUGAAACUGCUGAGAGGUAAAAGGGUUUAAAAAAGAGAUUUAAUGGAAGAACGGCGCACAGCUUCAACUGUGAGGAUAACAUGAGACUGAAAAUAUUAAAAUUUAACCUGUUAAAGGUUUUAAGUGGUGCCAGAAACAGGACUGAUAUUUCUACAUGGUGGCUGAGCACAUGUGAAUGAUCGAGCCCUGUGUUCUCCUGAAAUGUCAGUUGUGCCGAAGAAUCAGCACAGAAGCUCCCCCUGCUGUGCAGACUUGUGUACUGCAUCUCAAUAUCAAUCCAAUGCAACACUAUCCAAAAGGUGCACAUGCUCCUGAGACACUCACUCAGGUGUCUAAAGGUGUUGGAAACUCUUUUUUUUAAAAAUGUCUGAAUCAGGAUAAAACUACUCCAACAUUUUCCUGCAUGAGUCAAACUUUUAUCUGCAUCAUCAGUUGUCCCGUCUCUCAUUUCCAUGUAGUUCUGUCAUCAGCAUGUUUAUUGUGUCGUUUCAGUGUGAACAUUCAUCUGAUGUUUACUUUCAUUCGCCUUUGUUUACAUUUAUUUUCAGCCUUUUUUCCUCUGUCUCUGUUUCAGUUUGAAUGAGCGUGACUGGAACAUUUCAGUUUUGACUAACCUGUUCCUCUGCCUGUGUGUCUGUGUGUGUGCACGUAUGUGUCGGGUCGUCCAUUCACUGCCCAUGUCCUUCUUGCCUCCAUUUACUCUGCAUUCUUCCGCCUGUACGCCGGUUUUCCUGUGCUGCUACUGUCUGUGCUGGCUGCAGCUCACCCAAAUAUGGCCUUGUUGCCGACAGGUAUCACUUCUGCGAAAAGUGCUUCAAUGAGAUCCAGGGCAACAGCGUGACCCUGGGAGACGACCCGGCGCAGUCGCAAACGUAAGUCAACCUGUGGCCGAACCCCCCCGCUUGAUGAUCAUUCGACUAUCUCUCUCUCAUCUUUAUUCUCACAACAUGAGUGCAUCCCAUUUUAAAAAAGUUUUAAAUCUCCUUUGGUGCAGGAUGAUAUCGAAAGAGCAGUUUGAGAAGAAGAAAAAUGACACGCUGGAUUCUGAACCGUGAGUACUACUUUGGUUAAAGACUCAGUUUAACCCAGAUUUAACCCAGUUUAUUAAAACUGCAAUUUCUAUUUCCAGGUUCGUUGAAUGUAAAGACUGCGGACGAAAGAUGCACCAGAUCUGUGUUUUGCACUAUGAUGUCAUUUGGCCGUCAGGGUAAGUCUUAUCGAAGCAGAUACACCAUCCAUGUUUGACCUUAAUAGUGGUGAUUCACGAGGCAUUUGAAUUAAUCAGAGUUGAUGCCGAACGACAGUAUUAUCUUCUUCCUUCUAGCUUUAUCUGUGAUAACUGUCUGAAGAAGUCUGGAAAAUCAAGAAAGGACAACAAGUUCUCAGCCAAAAGUAUGUCCUCUCAAACAGUAAAGUUCCUUCAUUAAACAUUGUAAAAGUCUCUUCUUUUAUUUGUAUCAUUAAUGAUGUGUUUUAAUCUUUUUUGACAGGGUUGCAAACUACAAGGCUGGGGACGUAUAUUGAGGAAAGAGUAAACAAGUACUUGAAAAGGCAGAACCACCCGGAGGCUGGUGAGGUGUUUGUGCGAGUGGUGGCCAGCUCUGACAAGACUGUGGAGAUAAAGCCUGGCAUGAAGUCAAGGUGAGACUCAAACCUGCGCGAAAAAGGAUCUUUAUGUUGUCUCUUUUGAUAAUUAUUUUGCAUUUCAUACGCAUUCAGUCUCGAAAAGUGAAUGAAGUCAAUGUAUAGAGAGAGAGGGCGGGUGCAAUUUAAGUGCUCAGCUGGAUCAGAACCAAUGGCAUUACCAUCAUUUACUCGAUAUCUUAAGAUGUGCCAGCCUCAUCAACACUUAAACUCGAUAGAUUUAAAUGUGUUAAAAACAGAAUAAUUAUUGUAGAUGUCCUGUUCCCACCAUUCAUCUCAAGAGCGAGGCUAUUAUGAAUUUACGUAGAUUAUCAGGCUUGCAUGCUAAUCUAAUUUUACCUACAGGAUAAUUAUCCAUUUAAAAAGUAAGUCUAAACCUCCCAGGUGGCUAACAUUUCUGGAUCGUGCUUCUUUGUCCAGGUUUGUGGACUCAGGCGAGAUGGUAGAUGGCUUCCCUUACAGAACCAAAGCACUUUUUGCAUUCGAGGAAAUAGACGGUGUGGAUGUCUGUUUCUUUGGCAUGCACGUCCAGGAAUACGGCUCAGAGUGCCCCUUUCCAAACACAAGGUAAAUCUCCAACCUUUAAAAUGAACACGUGAUCUCUGCAAUCAUGAAAGUUUUAAUAUUUGGCUCUUUUAAAAAAAAAAAAUCAUUAAACAAAUUGUGUUUACUUUGCAGACGGGUUUACAUAUCAUACCUCGACAGUAUUCACUUCUUCAAACCACGUUUGCUAAGGACUGCAGUGUACCAUGAGAUCUUAAUAGGUUACCUGGAGUAUGUGAAGAAAAUGGGGUAAGUUGGACACCGAGUCGCACUUUUCAGCUUCACUGCUGAUUCCUUCAAGCGCUCACUGCUAACUCUUGACCCUCAGGUAUGUGACAGGCCACAUCUGGGCCUGCCCACCCAGUGAAGGAGACGACUACAUUUUCCACUGUCACCCUCCUGAUCAGAAGAUCCCCAAACCCAAGAGGCUCCAGGAGUGGUACAGGAAGAUGCUGGACAAGGCUUUUGCCGAGAGGAUCAUACAUGACUACAAGGUAAGACUCUCUCACGAUGCAUCUGCUACAUAAUAUAGUUAAAACUCUGAAAGUUUUACAACUUAAUCUUUUAAAGUGAUCAAAUUAAACUCUGGAUUUCAUGGUAGAAGUUCUCUAUCGUUGUGUCUUACCAGUGUGGUCUGAAGUCGUGGUUUCAGGGCACAUUGGUGUAACAGUGCAGCUUUUAUUUGACUAACAAAUCCAAAAGCCGGAACAGUUCUUCUCCACCUCCAAGAAUUGUUUCAUGUUUUUUAUAUGGACUUGAAAAUCCAUUUGAAAUGCACAAUAAUACAAGUUUGAACAUGGUAUUUCUCAGAUGUUUUCUAGCUUUAAACUCUGUGGAUCUUGCCUUUAGGACAUUUUCAAGCAGGCGACAGAAGACAGGCUGACCAGUGCCAAUGAGCUGCCGUACUUUGAGGGCGACUUUUGGCCUAAUGUCCUGGAGGAGAGCAUCAAGGAGCUGGAGCAGGAGGAGGAGGAGAGAAAGAAGGAGGAGAACACUGCCUCUUCUGAUACACCAGAGGUAUGUGAGAUGGAUGGGCAGACCCAGCAGUUUGAAGUAUUUUUUCUGUAGGAAUGCUCUUAUUAUGCCAAAAUCAACAGCCCUAGACAGCAAAGACCGCUAUUUUACCCCGGAUUUUUCACAUGCCCAGUAAAUACAAGCUUCUAUCUUCGACUCCAGCGAUGUUUUACCACUCCGCUUAAUUGCAUAAUCUUCAUCUUGCCUGUUGUGCAACAAUCCCCGCUGCUUUAAAUUCAUGUUUAUCUUUUCUUCAAGGGGGCUCAGGCGGACAGUAAGAAUGCCAAAAAGAAGAAUAACAAGAAAACCAACAAAAACAAGAGCAGUGUCAGCCGAGCCAGUAAGAAAAAGCCUGGGAUGCCGAAUGUUGCAAACGAUCUGUCCCAGAAGCUCUACGCCACGCUGGAGCGGCACAAGGAGGUGAGAGACUUAAUUACAGGCUAUUAUUUAUAAUUAAAAGUUUAGUUUCUGACAAUAUUUGAACAACUAUUCGUUUCUUCAGCACUUGAUAUUUUAAUGAAUAAUUGCUGGGUUCAUACAACAAGAAUCGGCCUUUUUAAUCCUCACAUUUCCCUCUUUCUUCCUACCAGGUAUUUUUCGUUAUCCACCUCCAUGCCGGGCCAGUCAUUAACACCCUGCCCCCCAUCAUUGACCCCGAUCCUUUGUUGACCUGCGACCUGAUGGAUGGCCGUGAUGCCUUUCUGACUUUGGCCAGGGACAAGCACUGGGAGUUUAGCUCACUGAGAAGGUGCAAAUGGAGUUCAAUGUGUAUGCUGGUCGAGCUGCACAACCAGGGCCAGGAUCGCUUUGUGUACACCUGCAACGAAUGCAAGCAUCAUGUGGAGACACGCUGGCACUGCACUGUCUGCGAGGUAAAGAACCGUGUCCAGAUAUGUCUUGAAAUCAUUAGCUGCGAAGAGUGUUGGUUUAAUCUUUAUGGUGUCUUCCUUAUUUAUCAGGACUACGACCUUUGCAUCAACUGCUACAACGCCAAGGGCCAUGAGCACAAGAUGGUGAAGUGGGGCCUGGGUUUGGACGACGACAGCAACGGUCAGGGAGGAGAGGCGUCCAAGAGCCCUCAAGAGAGCCGGCGUCUCAGCAUCCAGCGCUGCAUCCAAUCCCUCGUCCACGCUUGCCAGUGCCGAAAUGCCAACUGCUCCCUGCCUUCGUGCCAGAAGAUGAAGAGGGUGGUUCAACAUACCAAAGGCUGCAAACGCAAGACCAACGGUGGCUGCCCUGUGUGCAAGCAGCUCAUUGCUUUAUGUUGUUAUCACGCCAAGCACUGUCAGGAGAACAAGUGUCCUGUUCCUUUCUGUCUCAACAUCAAGCACAAACUCCGCCAGCAGCAGUUGCAGCACAGGCUCCAGCAGGCUCAGAUGAUGCGCCGCAGAAUGGCUACCAUGGCGGGAAGGGGUAUGCCCAUGCCAUCCCCACCUACCUCAGCUGCCCCUGACACCCCAAACUCUGUGCAGCAGCCUAAUACACCCCAGACCCCUCAGCCUAUGCCCAACCAGCCCCAGCAACAACAGCCAAACAACCCCGUCAAUAUUGCCCAAAGCUUCCCUAGUAACGGCCGGAUUAGCCAGCCCACUACACCUGUGUCACAGGGCAAACCAGGACCUCAGUCAUCUCCUCUCCAUCAGCAGCAGUCUCCUCUGCCAAACAUGCCCCAUCAACAGCAGCCUCAGUCUCAGCCGCCACAGCAGCAGCAGCAGCAGCAACAGCAGCAGCAGCCAUUGCUGGCAGCCCUGAAGGUGGCCAAACAGAUUGAAAUGGUGGCCAAGGCGAAGCAGCAACAGCAGCAGCAGCAGCAGCAGAAUUACGCCAUGAAUGGAAUGCCCAUGAACCACCCUCGGAUGAUGGGGCCCAUGCAGGGUCAGAUGCAGAUGAUGCAGGGGCCCAGGGGCCCACAGGUAAUGCAGGCUAUGCAGCAAGGCCAGUGGGGUCCAGGAAUGCAGAAUCCCAUGCAGAAUCCCCAGGGUCAUCAGCCACAGGUCCCUCCUCAACAAGGCCCUAUGGCCCCUCAGCAGGCUCAGGGAACUCCCAUGCCACAACAGGGCCAGCUCAUGCAUAGACCCAUGAUGCCCCAGCAACAGGGUCUCCAAAUGCCCGGGGUCAUGCCUCCCCAGGGGGCGCCGCAACAACAAAACAUGCCAAGAGGGAUUCCUAGUAACAUUGCGCCCAGUGCCCUGCAGGAUUUGCUGCGCACCCUAAAAUCUCCCAGUUCGCCCCAGCAAAAACAACAGGUCCUCAACAUCCUCAAGUCAAAUCCCCAACUGAUGGCCGCCUUCAUUAAACAGAGGACGGCAAAGUAUCAGGCCAACCAACCGCAGCAACAGCAGCAGGGGCAGCAGCAGAACCAGCAGGCCAUGCUUGGGCCCCAGGCUGGAAUGCAGGCAAUGGCAGCCAUGGCAAACCAGGUGAGGCCAGGUAUGGCACCGCAGCAGCAGCCACCUCAACAGACAGGGCCUCAAGGCAUGGCAGCUAUGGGCCCCCAAGGCCAGAUGAUGAAUGCUGCUCAAAACGGCAAUCCCCAGUUGUACCGCAGGCAGCAGAUGCUCCGAAUGCAGCAGAUACAGCAGGCGCAGCAGCAGGCGCAGCAGCAGCAGCAGCAGCAGGGGGGCAUGCCUCAGGGUCAUGGUCAGUUCUCUCAACAGCAGCCAGGGCCAGCGAGCUACUCCCAGCUCCGUAUGCAGCAGCAAAUGGCUAUGCAAGGAGGUGGGGGACCUAUGGGACAGCUUCCCCCAACCUCCCAAAUGGGACAGCCUGGCAUGGGUAUGGACGGACCUCAACACCUCAUCCAGCAGCGCAUGCUUCAACAGCAACAGCAGCAGCAGAUGUUAAAGCAGCAGAUGGGAUCCCCCGCGCAGGCUAACUCGAUGAGUCCACAGCCCCACAUGCUCCAAGGUCAAGCCCCAGGUGGAGCUCACUUAGCUGGCCAGACUAUGGCGAACACCCUGGGAAACCAAGUACGCUCCCCGGCACCAGUGCAAUCCCCUCGUCCACCUUCGCAGCAACCCCCGCAUUCAAGUCCCUCCCCGCGUAUACAGCCGCAGCCCUCGCCUCAGCACGGUGCCCUACACUCCAGCUCCCCUCACCCGAGCCUCGGGGGCCCGAUGUCAGGCUCUAUGGAGCAGGGACAUAUGGGGACACCGGAGCAAAAUGCCAUGCUCCCACAGCUGAACACACCAAACAGAGGGGGUUUGGGGAGUGACAUGGGUAUGGUGGGUGACACGACGGGAGACACGCUGGAAAAAUUUGUUGAAGGAUUGUAGCAUUAGUGACAGAAGAAAGGCCUUGUUCUGUUUUCAGCGGAAACGUUUUUAUACUUGCUGAUGUAAAAAAUCAAAAAGAGUUCAAACAAACGAGUCAUAUGAGGCCUAAGACUGUGAACUUUCCUGAUACCAAGGGACUGCUUUUCUUCCAACACAGAGUGAAUAAUAAUUGCUGUUGAAAAGAAUACGACAAAGACACAAAGAAUAUAUUUUUGGUUCAGACCAGCCAUGCAAGAAUUUGCCUUGGUCUCUGUGUUAUUUUCAUUUGUUUUUCAUUUGUUAUGCUCUGGUAUUUACUUUUUUUAAACAAACUUCUCAAAACAAAAAUAUUUCAUUUUAUUAUUCUUUUAUUUUAUUUUAUACCUUUUCAAAUUAGUAUCAUAUUUGUGUUGAGAAGACUGUAAAGUUAUUUGUCUGGGAAUUUUUUUUUGCCAGGUUUCACCUCUUGUUCAGUUUCUCUGUUCCCUGGCUAAUUUAUUCUAAUAUGCCAUUUUACAAAAAGGACUGCCUUUGGGAAAGCCUUAAUUUCUUUCCAGUUCGCAGAGUCUAUGGGAGAUUAACACAUUUGUAUAGAUCUUGGCACUAUUGCACACACCCAACACAGAAGGCAGGUGUGAGGAAAACCUGCGUUGAAGCUUGUUCAUGUUCACAGGUGCCGGAAUGUUCUUUUCGCUGGCUUGGGUCCAGUGUUUUGUCUUGCAAAUGUUUAAAUAAAUGCUUUGUCUCUCCCUCUGUCUACAGAAAUUCUCAUGAGAUCCUAAACUGUAGAAAGUGGUUCAAAUGGCUCAUUUCGUACUUAUAUACCAUAUUGUUAAAUAAACCUGUGUGCCACAGA